Messenger RNA from Eupeodes corollae, 575 nucleotides. RefSeq names its product pupal cuticle protein Edg-78E-like. The transcript has 2 exons. NCBI's taxonomy places the organism in Eukaryota, Metazoa, Arthropoda, Insecta, Diptera, Syrphidae. Bases 141 to 515 code for a protein of 124 amino acids. The record is from RefSeq and is a predicted model, not a curated record. Gene Ontology annotation, molecular function: structural constituent of chitin-based larval cuticle. Gene Ontology annotation, cellular component: chitin-based extracellular matrix.
GCUUUCAGCUAAAUCAUCAUAUUGAUGGCCACUAGAUUGACUUCUCUUAUCGAAAUUUUUAAUCUGUAUAUAAGCUGCAAAUCUAUCACAAUAAGACAUCAGUUUCUCAAGAAUCUUCAAGAAAACUACUCAAAAUCAACAUGUUCAAAUUCAUUGUUUUGGUUGCCUUCUUUGGCUUGGCUGCUGCCGUUUCCGACGAUUUUGCCGCUGAAACUAAGGCUCUUGAAAAUGUGAUCUCACCCGCAGGUGAUUCAUUCCACUGGGCUUACCAAACCUCAAACGGUAUUGAUGCCAACUCAGCUGGUGAUGCCAAUGUUAUCUCAGGAGCAUACAAAUACAUCUCACCCGAAGGACAAACCGUCGCUUUGACCUACACCGCCGAUGCUGAUGGUUACCAUCCAUCUGGAGAUCUUUUGCCAACUCCUCCACCAAUCCCAGCUGCCAUCAUCCGCGCUGUCGAAUGGAACUUGGCUCACCCACAAACCCAAGAAUCCAUUUUGGGACGUAAAUUGUAAGAUGUCAGUUACUAUCCGUAGAAAUAAAAUUGAAAUCAUUUGAUUAAAAAAAAAACAAAA